This is a messenger RNA of Corticium candelabrum, 2191 nucleotides long. RefSeq lists its product as uncharacterized. The record is from RefSeq and is a predicted model, not a curated record. Lineage: Eukaryota; Metazoa; Porifera; Homoscleromorpha; Homosclerophorida; Plakinidae. The transcript is spliced from 6 exons. The coding region runs from base 14 to 1798 and encodes 594 amino acids.
GCAAGUAAACAACAUGUCAACUGCGGAGAUGCAGCCCAAUCGCGUGAGACAAGAUGCGAGCGAGGAGAGCGAAGCAAGCACGGAAAUAGAAACAUUUCCAUUCAUGACGCUGUCCCCUGAAGACGGGCGCGAAUUCUACCUCUCAGCCUACCUCGUCGACGUCCUCAAGACGCCACCAGAGGACGAGAGCGAGCUACUGCUGCAUAUGCGAUCGCGCAAGCACAGGCCGAGGCUCGGAGACUUCGCAAAGUGCGUCGUCAAGUGGGAGUCACGUGGUCUGGAGCAGCACACGCCCAUUCGUGGAGGCAACAUGCAGUUGCCACUCUUUCAUUGGGUUGCACUGACGGGCAGCUGUGAGCUCGUUGAUUGGCUGCUGAGUCGAGGGUAUGAUCCUUUCUUGGGUCUGCCCAACACGAAUUGGACGCCGAUGCAUGCGAUUGUGAUGUCACUGAGGUGGAUCUUUCCUAGUGGAUUUAAUUCGAUGUGGAGGAAUAUGAAGUGGAUGACGUAUUUGGAGUCGAUUGUGAAUAAGUUGGCGAAUACUCUGGGUGUGCAGGAUGUGAAUAUGGAUACGCCGAUUCAUCUUGCCGCGAGGCGUGCCGAUCUGGAGGACGUCGGGAAGAGGUAUUACGAACCGAUGCUGAACUCGAUGGUGUGGGCUGUGAAGGCGCAGGGGGAUUGUGCGAAUAUGGUGAUGGCGAAGCAAGACAAGGAUGGGAAUACCGUGUUGCACUUGUUGGCGGGAAAAUGUAGUUUGUCGCCGAAACCGUCUGUUAACUGUAUUAGAGCAGGGGCGCCUCUUGACAUCGUCAACAACGACAAUGAAACCGCAUACCAAAUUGCAAUUCGUCACAGCCUCGACGAUCUCGCAGACUACCUUGAAAUCCAGUCCGACUUUGACGAUAAGAGUAGCAACAAUACUCCAUCUACGACCACCAACGUUCCAUCUACGACCACCAACAUUCCAUCUACGACUCUGACUACGACUCCGCAAGAGACAGAGAACCAAGAGAUAGAGAAGGAAGAGAUAGAGAAGCAAGAAGAGAUACCAUUCAUUAGAGCUAGCCGCUUUCCACAACGAAGCAGUGCUUAUAAUCCUUGCACAAUUAGGAAGAAAAGAAGAGUCUCGGGGAAGAUGGUGCGGGCGACGUCUGCGAAACGGAAAUACGUCAUGAAGUCGAAGAUUACUCGAAGAAAGAGUGCUUCUAGGGGACUGGAUUAUAGGACUACCGCUUCUUUUUCAAAUGACCCUCUCACACAAAUCACACUUGACUGUGACCUUGAGGGACAAAGCCAAGACUUCACAACUCAAGAAUGCUCCCUUCCCAUUCAGCUUGCCAGAAGUAGCAAAGAUCAAUCAACACCACCUCCACAGACCAAUACAGAAAAUAUCAAGGGUGGUUCGUCCUCGGAGAAAGAAACCAUUGAUGUCUCGACUGUCAUGGAGAUUUUGGUUGGUUCGGGUGUGUGGAAGCAAGUGCCUAGUGCUGCCGUGCAGGCAAAGCAGAAGCUACAAGCUGACUUGGAAUGUUACCAGAAGGAGGUGACAGUCAUCAGCAGAGCAAUGGAGACGACUCAACAGGAGCUAGAAGAGAGGAGACGCCAUCUCGAACAUCUCCAGAAUGACAUCUAUUCCAUUCGCGAACAAGUCCACCAGCUCGAAGAUCAAGAGCAGCGAUAUCGUCAACGAGGUCGCAUUCUAUCAAACCAACUGCAGGAGAUCCUAGAGAAAAUGAGAAGGCUCGACAAAUUUACGGGAGGAAUGGCCUCAAACAGCAGUGUAAGGGAGGAUGUUUGACAUGAUAGCAAAUAGCAUUUUAUGUGAACAAUGCUUUUGCAAUCUGUUGACAGUGAUUGUUGCAUUAGCCUUUAUUUUUGUGUGUAGAUCUCAGUGUUGGUGUGUGCACUUAGUGUGUGCACUUUGUGUGUGUGUGUGUGUGUGUGUGUGUGUGUGUGUGUGUGUGUGUGUGUUGUGUGUGUGUGUGUGUGUGUUUGUCCAUGGUAUUCUUUGUCAUUGGUCUGUCAAUUCUGAUACCGUUUUUUGCUUAAUUUUUACUAUAUUUUAAGAACCGGUUUUUAAUAAUUAUUGUGUUGCUUGUUGGCAGAAAUGUACUACAUGUGUAGUCUACUGUGCUUCAGUAGGUACAAUGAGUACAGGUUGAGGGUUGAAUAAAGUCAUUAGAGUCACACA